GACGAGAUCAAGAAUCUUCCUCGCUGUUGGUAUCACAUCGUUGACGGCAAUUUGCAUUUAAAUCGGAAGACCGGAGACUGAACCUGCCAACUUCAAUCCGGCAAUAUGGCUGUGGUUAGGGUUUGCAGAGAACAAAUGAGGCUUUAAUGGAAUGGAGGAUUUGAGAAAUUUUGUCUCGUACUAAAGCAGAUUCGAUUGUAGCAGUAUAUCGAGCUGAUCGAGCUGGAAAUGGCGACUCGUGUUGAUCCUCCGGAUGGUAUUAGGUAUGAAGGGAAGCAUUACUAUUCCAUGUGGCAAACAUUGUUUGAGCUCGAUACGAAAUAUGAGCCAAUCAAGCCUAUUGGUAGAGGGGCCUAUGGGAUUGUGUGCUCCUCAGUGAACAUAGAAACCAAUGAGAAAGUUGCAAUUAAGAAGAUUCACAAUCCUUUUGAGAACCGGAUUGAUGCAUUGAGGACUUUGCGAGAAUUGAUGCUUCUGAGACAUCUGCGACAUGACAAUGUGAUUGCUCUUAAAGAUGCCAUGAUGCCUAUUCACAGGACAAGCUUCAAGGAUGUGUAUCUGGUUUAUGAACUCAUGGAUACCGAUCUGCAUCAGAUUAUCAAGUCUCCUCAAGCACUUAGCAAUGAUCACUGCCAAUAUUUCCUCUUCCAGUUGCUUCGAGGCCUGAAGUACCUACACUCAGCAAAUAUCCUCCACCGUGACUUGAAGCCAGGGAAUCUCCUUAUCAAUGGAAACUGUGACCUGAAAAUAUGUGACUUCGGGUUGGCACGCCCUGGCAAUGCUAAGGGCCAAUUCAUGACAGAGUAUGUUGUCACCCGCUGGUACAGGGCUCCUGAGCUUCUUCUUUGCUGUGACAACUACGGAACUUCCAUUGAUGUGUGGUCUGUUGGAUGCAUCUUCGCUGAGCUUCUUGGGCGGAAGCCUCUCUUCCCUGGCACAGAAUGCCUCAACCAACUUAAACUUAUCAUCAACGUCCUUGGCAGCCAGAGGGAGGAGGACCUUGAAUUUAUUGAUAAUCGUAAGGCAAAGACAUACAUCAAAUCCCUCCCAUAUUCCCCUGGGACACCCUUUUCCCAACUUUACCCCAAUGCACAUCCUUUAGCAAUUGACUUGCUGCAAAAGAUGCUUGUUCUUGACCCUUCAAAAAGGAUUAGUGUCACAGAAGCACUCCAACACCCUUACAUGGCUCCCUUGUAUGAUCCGAGCUGCAAUCCUCCAGCAGAAAUGCCAAUUGAUCUCGACAUAGAUGAGGAUUUAGGGGAAGAGAUGAUAAGGGAGUUGAUCUGGAAGGAAAUCCUACACCACCACCCCGACAAAGCUGCAACUGCCAAUACUGAGGCAUUCUAAUAUUUUCCUUUCCUGUUUCUACUGAUGAGCCCUGCAUGGUUGUUUUACUUUUGACAAGCAGGCUUCUUUGCUGUGGAGCUAGCUUUCUAUUUAUGUUCUAUUUACCCUUUCCCCUUUCGAGUCUCAAUAAUCUUGAAGAAAACAUGACUGUUGUAAUGCAUAACACUCAGUUUUGUAUCAAGACUUUUUUUACAAACCUGGUGUUCUGUAAUGUAAAUCCCACCAAACAUUUUGUAUAUAUAUAAGGUUUCUGUAGUGUGUGACUGAGAACUUGUUU
Rubroshorea leprosula is the source of this 1624-nucleotide messenger RNA. Lineage: Eukaryota; Viridiplantae; Streptophyta; Magnoliopsida; Malvales; Dipterocarpaceae. The record is from the annotation of a GenBank genome assembly.